UUUAUUAAUUUAUUUAAAAGAGGGAGAGAACCGGGGGGGAGAGAGCGAGCGAGAGAGAUGGUGUUGUUCUGCUUUCUGGUGGACCAGCGGCGGACGGUGAGGAGCAGCAAGCCGGCGGCGGGGAUCUGCUCGCGGUGCGGGGGAUGCGCCAGCGUCGCCGACAUGGUCACGGCCACCCGCUUCUGCUGCGUCCCCGUCUAUCGCCGCACCUGGCGGGCCAUCAUCUGUACCUUCUGCGGCGCCGUCCUCAAGUCCUACCGAUGAAAUAGAGAGAGAGAGAGAGAGAGAGAGAGAGAGAGAGAUUAUGAGCAAACGCUUUGCACCUUGCCACUGCCAGGCACCAAGUAUUUUGUUUUCUUACUCGCCUUUCCAGGGUGGCAUGGGUGGGGCAGGAUUGCUAGAUAUACGUACGUAUGUAGGUCCAUUAACAAAAGUCUUAUUCAUCA
Molecule: messenger RNA, 446 nt
Organism: Elaeis guineensis (African oil palm)
Lineage: Eukaryota; Viridiplantae; Streptophyta; Magnoliopsida; Arecales; Arecaceae
Source: RefSeq, a predicted model, not a curated record